AUGAAGGCAGCAUUCAGAUUGCUUCUCCUCCUCAUCCUUGUGUUGAUCUCUGAAGUGAACGGGCAGAGGCAGAAGCCUGCGCGGAAGCCUGCGCGGAAGCCCGCCCGCCCGACUCCCGAGCCAGUCGAGCCAACAGAGCUGCCUCCGCCCCUGCCGCCGGGCCCCCCCUCCGUCUUCCCGGAUUGUCCCAGAGAAUGCUUUUGUCCUCCAGACUUCCCCUCAGCCCUCUACUGUGACAGCCGCAACCUGAGGAAGGUGCCCCUCAUCCCUCCCAGGAUCCACUAUCUCUAUCUCCAGAACAACUUCAUUGACAACCUCCCGGAGGAGUCCUUCAAGAAUGCCACGGAGCUGAGGUGGGUCAACCUGGACAAUAACCGCAUCAAGAAGUUGGACCGGCGGGUGAUGGAGCAGAUGGACAGCCUAGUCUUUCUGUACCUGGAGAAGAACCAGCUGAAGGAGGUGCCAGCCUUCCUGCCAGCCAACCUGGAGCAGCUGCGUCUGAGCAGGAAUCAGAUCUCCAAGAUCCCCUCUGGGGUUUUCAACAAGCUGGAGCACCUGGUCCUCCUGGACCUGCACCACAACAAGCUGAGUGAUGGAGUCUUCAACAAAAACACCUUCAGGGGGCUCAAGAACCUCAUGCAGCUCAACCUAGCCCACAACAUCCUGCGGAAGUUGCCCCCUGGGCUGCCCAGUGCUGUCCACCAGCUCUUCCUAGACAGGAACAACAUUGAGGACAUCCCCGAUGACUACUUCAAAGAAUUCCCCAAUCUGGCCUUCCUCAGGCUCAACUACAAUCAGAUUUCUGACAAAGGGCUGCCCAAGAACUCCUUCAACCUCAGCAACCUGCUGGUGCUGCAACUGGCGCAUAAUAAGCUCACCACCAUGCCCUUCAUCAACCCCAAACUGGAGCACCUCUACCUAAACGACAAUUCCAUUGAAAAAAUCAACGGGACUCAGAUUUGCCCCACCGCCCUGGUCACCUUCCAAGACUUCUCCUCAGAUCUAGAAAACGUGCCCCGGCUCCGCUAUCUGCGCCUGGACGGCAACCAACUGAAACCUCCCAUCCCCUUGGACCUCAUGAUGUGCUUCCGGCUCCUACAGUCAGUCGUGUUUUAA
Molecule: messenger RNA, 1116 nt
Organism: Emys orbicularis (European pond turtle)
Lineage: Eukaryota; Metazoa; Chordata; Testudines; Emydidae
Gene: PRELP
Product: proline and arginine rich end leucine rich repeat protein
Exons: 2
Coding region: 1-1116 (371 amino acids)
Cellular component (GO): extracellular exosome
Molecular function (GO): heparin binding; protein binding
Source: RefSeq, a predicted model, not a curated record